GAGUCUGUCCGAACUACAUGUGACGUCACGGGCAUAAACCGAUUGUACAUUUAUCAAGGGUUUUCUUGAAAAUUUAUAUUGUUUUUAAAAAUGAGCGAAAGUAAAACAUUUAAAUCGUGUUUUAUACCAUUGUGUGGAAGCAGCAGUGUCAAAACACCGAAUAAAUUAUUUUUCUGUGCUCCCAAAGAUGAGAAAAUGAGAUUAAAGUGGUUUCAAAUUGCUCGUCGAAAUGAUUCUCCGAAGGCUAAAUACACUUAUUAUUGUUGCGAGGAUCACUUUAGUAUAAAGGAUGAUAUGGAUAAUUAUAUUAGAUAUUGUCUUAUGGGAGCACCAAAAAAAUUGAAAAAAGAUGCGAUUCCUCACAAAUUUUCUUGUCAGCCUAAUCGAAUAAAAGUAAACGAAGAAGCACGACCAGCGUUCAUAAAAUUAAAUAGAAAGAGGCAAAUUCACGACAUUUUAGCAGAAACUGAAAAUGAAGAAAAUAUUCCAGAAAAACAGCACGAUCAACCAGCAGCAAAAAUAAGAAAAAACUAUGAUACUCCUGUUGAAUUAUUAACCGAUUUAACAAAUCAAGAACAGUUACAUGAAAUGUCUUCUCACGAACCUUUGACGAGUGAAAUUGAAAAGAACCCUGACGUCCCACUGUCAAUUAAACUAUCCUCUACACAGAUUGACUUAAAUUUUUCAACAGAAAAUGAAUCAUUGAAUUCCGAAAAAUUAUCACCUGCUAAAAUAAACUGCGAACAGAAGAAUCAAAAAAGUGUUGGUGUACAAGUAAGGAAAAGUUUCAUGACACCUAAUGUUCGAAGUAAGCAUACCAUGUGCAAGCCUAAUACUCGUGAAGUAAGUUGUGAAGUUAAAGUAGAAAUGGUUAACAAAAUGUGUUCACCGAUCAAGUUCCAUAAAACAGAAUCUACAGUAUCUACUUUAAUUAAUUCCGAUUCAAGUACGCCCGUUUCUUCGUCAAACACUACUGGCGAAUACAAAUAUUCGUCAAUUUCCAGCGAGUAUAAAAAAUCUUCAACUUGCAGUGAGGAAAAAAAUGAAAAACAAAAAGAAAUGAAAAAAUCAGUCCUUGAUAUUACCCUAUAUUUAAUCAGUUUAGAUCCAAAAAAUAUAUUGGUGUUGAAAAUGAUUGGUUAUGGAUUUUACCUAUGUUGAGUUCUUCUACUAAUUGCAGUAUCAAUAAUAUCAAACUGACUAAUGACACUUAUAGUCGAUUGGCUGAUCAGUUUGGUAUCUCAACUUCGCAGGCAAGCAGAAUUUUCAACAAAACUGUUGAUAAAUUAGCUCACUAUUUAAAGACACUAGUAUUUUUUCCUGAUCAAAAUAGUAUAAGAAAAAACUUGCCUAUUGCAUUUCGAGCUAAUUAUAAUAGUGUGUGUGCUAUUAUUGAUGCUUUUGAAACCGAAAUUGAAAAGCCUUCAAAUCCAGUCCAUCAGGCUUUAACGUGGUCAGAUUACAAGAAAUGCAAUACAAUUAAGUAUUUGAUUGUAUGUUCUCCCGAUGGAUUUGUCACCUUCAUAUCUCGCGGGUACGGAGGAAGAAUAAGUGACACUUUGUUAACUGAGGAGAGCAAUUUAAUAAAUAUGUUACCAGCUGGAUGUGGAGUCUUAGCUGAUCGAGGCUUUAAGCACAUUCAAUCGAUUUUAAAAAAAAAAAAAUGUAAAUUGCUUCGUCCGCCAUCUGUAACAACAACUUCAAAAUCCACAAAAGCAGAAGUUCUUAAAACCAAAAGCAUAGCAAGCUUAAGAAUCCACAUCGAAAGAGUAAUUCGAAGAGUUCGAGAAUUCCGAAUAUUAGUACCUCAUUCUUGCCUUGAUCUGAAUACAGUGGUCAAAUUGGACAGUAUUGUAACCGUUGUUGGAGGUUUAAUUAAUUUACAAAAGCCAAUAAUUAGAAAAUAAAUUUUUCGGCGAGUUAAGUACCUGUAAAAAUAGUAAAAUAAUUUUAAUAAUUAUUUUUUCAUGUAUAAUUCUUUUUUUAAUAAAAUAUAUUUAUAAUGAUAUUAAUUGUAGGAAACAAUAAAACAAUAUAUCUAUAGUAAAA
Molecule: messenger RNA, 2049 nt
Organism: Leptopilina heterotoma
Lineage: Eukaryota; Metazoa; Arthropoda; Insecta; Hymenoptera; Figitidae
Exons: 2
Coding region: 91-1161 (356 amino acids)
Source: RefSeq, a predicted model, not a curated record